Molecule: messenger RNA, 13070 nt
Organism: Podarcis lilfordi (Lilford's wall lizard)
Lineage: Eukaryota; Metazoa; Chordata; Lepidosauria; Squamata; Lacertidae
Source: the annotation of a GenBank genome assembly
CGUAAUUGCUCCCCGCUUGAGCAGUUUCGAGGAGCGCCUGUCAGAGGUCAAGUGGAAUUAACCCCUCCGCACCCAACCUGCGGAUCCCUCCUCCCCCUGCAACUUCGUCUAUACUCUCCUCCCCAUUUGCAACUUGGAGCGGGGUCACCCUGGACAGGUUCUCCAAGGUGGAGAGCGUGGGAUCCCGAUACCCUGGAGGAGCUAGCUCAGUAAGGAGGCUCUCGGGCAGGGCGGGAAGGAAGGAUGACCUCUCCGAGCACGGACAGCUCCGGCAAGAGCCUGCAGUACCGGGUGGAUCACCUGCUAAGCGCCGUGGAGAAUGAGCUGCAGGCGGGCAGCGAGAAGGGCGACCCCACCGAGAGGGAGCUGCGCGUCACCCUGGAGGAGAGCGAGCUGUGGCUGCGCUUCAAGGAGCUCACCAACGAGAUGAUCGUCACCAAGAACGGAAGGUAGGAGAAAGGCAGGCAGGUGGAGGUGGACCGUCUCAGGUGGACAUGAUCCACCCCCUGCUUCCAGUGACUUGCCCCACAGGAGCAAAAACUCAUAGCAUUUAUUCCCAAUCCUCCUGUAGCUCAGAUCACGGAUGGAGGACAUGCCUCCCAGGCUGUCGCGUCUCGGUGUCCUCCUGUUGUUGUUUUCCGUGGGGCACACCUCAUUGCUGGCUGCCUUUCUCUUCCUCUUGGCCACCUCCCCUUCUGCUACAUGUCCUCUCUCUUUUCCAUCGCCCUUUCCCGUGUCCUCUAAAGCUUCGUUAAUAGUUGCUUCUCGCUACUACUCCGGUGAUCUAUACAAAUUCAGUUUGCAAUCCGUUCUGGUGAGCUUUUCAGGGAGGGCCUUUGGUUCUCAUUCACCUCAUUCUUCAAUUACUUGCCCUAGACAGCUCAGCUUCGUUUCUAAGGUAGCGGCUGCUCUUGGAAAGCCUCCUUAGGUGUAGGUAAUUAUCACUGCAGUGGCGCGCUUUCAAGGUGAAUUUUGCACGCACUUUUGGGCGGCCGUCCCUCUCGUUUUGCCCCUGUGCAAAAUACACCUUGCGAUGAGUCAAACUUCCGUCCAUUUGCAUCAGAGCGUUUGCUGCAAGGCAGAAAAGGUCCCCACAAUUCAGGUGCAAAACCAGGAGGUUUUGCAUGGUAAGUUUGGAAUGGAAACUUCCUCAACCCGCAGAGAAUUCUAGGCAAAACUAAGGAUGGUUUUCGGCUAAGUUUUAUUCUGAGUAGACUCACUGAAAUUAAUGAACAUGUCUCAAUUAUGGCUAUUAAUUUCAGUGGGUCUACCCUGAGCAAAGCCUAGUUAAAUAUCACCCUAAGCAACUGGUUCCAGACAAUCCUUUAAAAAGAGUCUUCAAUACUCUUGCUCCAAACAUAUUUUACAUAAAAGCAACACCACAUUACAUCUUAUUGUCUGUAAGAUGUUUUACUGAUUUCAGAUCUUGGGCCCUAGUGCUUUAUGACUGUCUUUAAAAACGACUGCCUUCCACCCCUGACUAUUUGCUCUGUGAUGUUGUCUCCUCCAGUUUAUUGAUUCUGCGAAUUUCCCAUCAACCUACACAAAGGUAUUGUUUAGUAUUUGGUUACUGGGUUGGAGUCUAACUAAGCUACCUGACCUAGGUCCCACCGAAACCACUGUGAAAAGUUAGUCACGAUUAUGUGAAGCAGGGAACUAAGGUCUGGAUCCAACGCUUUACAAUCAUUUCCAGAGGCUUAGCCUUUGUUAGUCCUUUGCAGCAACAGCAACAAAGGGUCUUGUGGCACCUUAAAGACUACUAUUAUAUGUCACCGUAAGCCCGUUAAAAACCAAAUCGGAGAAAUAACAUAAACAAAAACUUCUCCCGUUUCUUGUUUACAAGCGUGCACAUUACUCGCAAUUGAAUUUCAGUGAAAUCAAAGGACCUAGGCAAUGAGGAACAAAAUGCAAAUCGCAAGUCGUUUCAAUGGAAUUGGCUUCCAUAUAGUUUGAGGGCAAUGGGCUGCUUACACCUCCGUGGUAAUUUCCUAAAGACAUUUGCACCUCGUCCCUAAAACUGUUUAUUCGCCAGGAAUUGGACGGAUGCCGGCGCUUCCUUUCAAAAUCAGGCGGCUUGGGGUCCCUAAUGGACGGCGAGCCUGUAUGGCAGAUUCCGUCCCGUAGAUUUCACUAAGCUUUAGUGGAAGCCAGCGGGAGUCGACCAGCCUUACCCCAUGCACGUUUACUUGGAAGUAAAACCCAACGGGGCUUCCUUCCAGCCGUGCGUAGGAACGGCAGCCCAACAGCCUAGUCCUGUUGGGGUGAAAUCAGACCUAUUUGGCUUGAGUGAGGCUUGAGGCCUGAAGAACCUGUGUGAAAGGAAGCCCGAGGGAGGCCUUGUUCUCCGCGAAGCCGGGCGCUCCCUUGGCUCGGGCUUUCCCCGCUCCUCGCUCUCUCUCGGGGCCCCGAGGCCUAGUCGGAGGGCGCGCCUCCUCUGACCGGGCCUCUCCUCGCGUCUCCUUCCCUGCUGCAGGCGGAUGUUCCCCGUGCUGAAGGCGAGCGUGUCCGGGCUCGACCCCAACGCCAUGUACUCCUUCCUGCUGGACUUCGUGGCCGCCGACAACCACCGCUGGAAGUACGUGAACGGCGAGUGGGUGCCCGGCGGCAAGCCCGAGCCGCAGGCCCCCAGCUGCGUCUACAUCCACCCGGACUCGCCCAACUUCGGCGCGCACUGGAUGAAGGCGCCCGUUUCCUUCAGCAAGGUCAAACUCACCAAUAAGCUCAACGGAGGCGGACAGGUGAGGAAGACCCCUCGGCGGGGAGGCCGGGGGGCGGCGGCCUUCCCUCAUGCGGUUGCCCGCCUCAAAAGCGAAAUGGGAAAUCACGAAAUGCAGCACCUUCGCGCGCCCUUUCUAAGCACGUUUUCCCCACCCUGCGGACAGAACGCUGCUGAUUUGCUUGGAGUUAACCUCAACUAAGCGUGCUUAAGGCUACAGCCUUAUUCUCAUUUCCAGUUUACAACACAGUGACGUGCAGACGUCCAGCACUGAGAGGCUGGAGGAGCGUCUCCCCUUCUUCUGCACUAUAUGAACAGGUUUAGAAUUUGGCGGUAGGAGAUGCUAGCUACAUCACAGAAUAGUGGCUACCAGUUUUUCUGAGCCUCCUGAAGAGAUUUGUCAGUUUCCAGAAAGAGGAUCUGUGUGUGUCUCUCUGUGUCUAUAUUUUAUAGACUAGAACUGUGGGGCUACUGUGUAAGUGUAACACUCCUCACAUCAGGGGUCAUGGUUUGACCCCUGUUCCCAGGCUGCAGUGUUACUCAUUGCUACCCCUUCAUUCAUUUAUUGCUAGCUAGUUUCAGGUGUUCAGUGACCACAGUGUGGGGACAUUGGGGUCAGGCCUUCUGCCUGUCCCCUCUUCCAACUUCCACAACUUUGUCUGAAGAGACCCUAUGCCUAUGCACCUAUGUAAGCCCAGUUCAGACCUUUGUAGAAAUUUGUGGAAGAUGGAAACGUGGGCAACCAGGCAUUCUCGUGUUGCUACCCUCCAGACCACCCAUGGAAGAAGCACACAGAGAAGGGUUCAGAUGACAAUUGUAGGGUGCAGGUCUGUUCAUGUGGAGACAGGGGAUCCUUGAAGUAUUGGAGUGAUGGGAUUUGAAAGUUUUAAAGGUCAAAACUAGCACUUUGAAUUGAGCCCAGAAAUUAGUUGAUAGCCAGUGCAAAGUUAGCCUCUGAUCAUUCUAGUCUUUGGUCUGCCACUUUGGAAUAAGAGUAACCAGUCUUCGUGUGACUUUCAAGUACAAGAAGGAUUAACAAAUGUAACCUCAAAAAACUCUCUUGAGACUGUAACCCUAUGCACGCUUACCUGGCAGUAAGCCUCAUUGAAUGUAGGGGGGCUUCAGAGUUCACCUGAGUAGGCUUGUGCUGUUUUACUAAGAAAGUAGGUUGUAGCGCAUUGUGGGAUAGAGAGCUAGCUUGACAACUGACAAAUUUUGGAAACUUUAGAAUAGAUUCCAAUAAUCAGGAAAACUUAAGAUUUCCAUUAAAGAUAGUUUCAUGUGUGUCUUUACUGCCAUUUCUCACUUUGUAUCCUGGAUAUUAAACCAACCUAAUGCUUAAUUCAGAUGUUUACUUUCUCCAAUAUUUUGCCUGUGGCUUCUUGGUUUGAUUGCUUAACCCAUGAAUGGGCUGUAUGCACAGGCAAAAUAUUGGUUAAUAUCUCAUCUUAUUAAACUGAGAUAUGAUCAUUUGAACUGGGCCAUUAUUUUAAAUAAGGGUAGUGAUUGAGACAGUUUGGUUGCAUAGGGUUGUUUAAAUCAAUGUACCGGUACUUAAAUUAGUCACAUCUAUUUAUUUCAGUAAGUUUAUGCUGGGUGUCACUUAGCUGUAUACAAACCUUGGCUGUCUCCCCCCCCCCCCAUUUUUAUAUAUUUAAACUAGUCAAUUGCUCUUUCUCAUCCUUUAAGAAAAACCCACACCAUAUAGUAGUGUAAUAUCAAACAUUCUCUGCAACUGUGCCUGUGCUGACCACUGUUCUCCUUAUAUUGACAGAUCAUGUUGAACUCCUUGCACAAAUAUGAGCCUAGGAUUCAUAUAGUGAGAGUUGGUGGCCCUCAGCGAAUGAUCACCAGUCAUUCUUUCCCGGAGACCCAGUUUAUAGCUGUGACAGCUUACCAAAAUGAAGAGGUAGGAACAAAACGAGGAUGAGCCCUGCAUGGAUUUUCCUUCUUUGAUGCACCAAAGGACAAAUUUGUGGCAUUAAGGAAGGAGAUGCUAAGGUGGUAGUGGGAAAUGUUGAUUGUGUACAAAAUUUUAAAAGGAUGCUGUGAAAGAGAUGUAAGAAUUGUUCAUCUCCACCGAGAACUGGACAAAUUAAAAAGCAGCAUUGUGUCUGGAAGGUAGGUAAAUUGGGAGAAAUGUUGUAAGUAUAAGAAGACUAAGCCGAGUAAGAUUUGUGUAUUGUGUAUUUCCUUGUUUGAAGGAAAGAGGUUUUGAAGACAAGAUUUGAGCAGCUAUCAGCCAGAGAUAUUUAAUCAUAGUAGGGACAGCUGCAUAUUCCUGCCUUGGAGGGAAUUGAACUAGAUGAUCCACAAAGUCCCUUGCAACUCUAAGGAAGGGUUGGCUUUAUAACAUGGAGGUCUGAACAAAUAAUUCUAUAUAACUUGUUUAUUUCAUACUUCUAGUAUAAAGUAACCCUUUUGCUGCAUUUUCAGUUGAAUGUCAAAUGAGCUUGUUUAGUUAAAAUUAUCCUUUUAUUCAGACAAAGAAGAGCAACACUGCUGUAGUUUCUGAACUUAUGCCUUCACACCACAGCCGCCUUUGUAGAAAAUUCUAAAUAAAUGUUGGACUUUUUUCCAAUCCCCCACCCCUGAACUAUGUGGAAUUUGUUUUUAAAAAAGAUGUGUUUAAGACCUUCAUCAAAUUUAAUGUGUUGUGCUGAGCCAAUGAAUCAGGCUAAAAUAUAAUAAAAUGUUCACAGAUUUUCAAUACAUGCAAGAUUUUGAGGAUAUUUAUUGCAGAAAAUAGUUUCAAGGUGACAGCAUAAUCAAACAUUCUCAUUUUGAAAAACUCCCUGUAAACAGAUUGUUUGACUCACGAGAACCUAGAUUGCAUACUGUUAACACCAAACAACUUUUCACAGGCUGUAAAUUGAGAGAUGAUGUAAAAAUCCAUAUUUUACAAUGUUUGAUUGCAUCCCUCCACCCUGUCAGCUGAAAACAGUAUUGGAAAAUCCCAAACUUGAUUACUUAAUGUGAGAAAAUAACUAUUGAAAUAUCAAGAGUAGCUUCACCAUGGACUAAUAUGUGAUAUUAUUUUAUGUUUCUGUAUAACUUUAACCUGUACCCUAACGUAAAACCCCACAGUUUCUCAUUUAGAGUAGUGUAAAGGAAUGUAAAUAAUGUGAUUGCUUAGUUGCCAAAAUAGGGUAAAGAGUGUUGCUUGGAUAUGUUUAUAUAAAUGUUAAUCUUGCUUUAUAUGUGUCCUCUUUCUAAGAAUGUAAUAAGUAACCACCAGUCUAGCCUGUUGCGUCUGAAUCAGUUGCUAAAGUUUAAUCUAACUAUUAUAUUUCUAGCUUUCAGUAUCCAAUUAAACUCAGGAGAACAUUCAGGAUUUGUUGUCAUUACAGUUUCUGGGUCAACUUUUUAUGAAAAGUGUUAUUUUCAUAACUGAUACCAAAGUAGUACAACUAAUCAAACUGCAUGAUCAGCAGUAACUCUUAAGUAUUAUUUCCCAAAAAAGUUGGAAGGCAAGCCCACCAAAUGUAUUUGCUUAUUUAGGAAAUUUUAAAAACAAGUUCAUAAAAAGCCCUCAAGUGGUGAAUAUAAAAUAAUAUAUAUAUAUUUCCAAAGAUGGAAAUGUGUAUUUGCCUCUAAACACCCCUUUCAGCACAAAUAAUUUCCAAAACAGUGUGUGCGGGGUGGACAUAGAUUUCACAAUGGUUAAAUAUCAGUGAGUGAUAAGUUUUCAAAUACUACAUUAUGUGAAACACAUAAUGAGCAAUUAAGGAGCCUGAAACCAAAUUGUUGACCAGUCUUCUGUUAAUUCUGCAAGCAACACUUGCAGUUUCCCACAUAUGAAAUUUUAACUUUUUGUGUUUCCUUGAAUAACAACUGAUAAAGGUGUGAUACAAGUCCUUUGCUGUUAUAUUAUGUAUGCUCAAUUAAUAACUCAAAAGAUGUUAACUACUUUGUUUUUAAUAUGACCGUGAUAUUCAUGAUCAAGGUAUUUUUCACUGUUGUGUUACCUAGAAACCUGAAACUUUUUAUAGCUGUUUUUAGCGUACCCCCCCCUCUUAUGCACUUCCUUAACAGGAUAAUAAAACCAGGCAUUUAAAUCAGGGAAAGUGGGUGGGGGGAGGUUGUGGUGGAGAGAAUGAUUUCAAAGCAUGCUGUUGCAGUGUGUGAGCUGUUUAGUUGCUGUUUUGUUAAUUCCAUUCUGAGCCAUUUCCCUACUAGAAACCAUUGUGAACUACCCUGGGGAGUUGGUAGAAAUGUUGUGUGACUACUUCAUGAAAAAAAUGUGUAAAAAUGUCAAUUUGAGACAUUUGUUUGUGUGUUUUUUUUUAGAUAACAGCUUUAAAAAUUAAGUACAAUCCCUUUGCCAAAGCUUUUCUUGAUGCAAAAGAAAGGUGAGAUCUGUUGUCUGCUUUCAGUUGCAUUUAUGAAUCAUAUUUCUGCAAAGAAUUUAAUCUUUUUUGGCUACAAAAUAUGAUUUCUUUGGCAGAAGUGACCACAAGGACAUGAUGGAUGAAGUGGGAGAUGGUCAGCAGUCAGGGUAUUCGCAAUGUAUGUCUAAGCUCUCUUCUGAAAAUUAAUUUAUAGUAUGCCUCCAAAAUCAGUUCUCCUUUGCUCAGGUACCUUUUUUUGCUAUGUAUCUAAGGAUAUUUUAAAUAAAUAUAGUACAAGUCAAAGUGCUGACUUGUAAAUGUGCCCUUUCCCAAAACAUUGUAGCUACUUUUGUUUCUUUUGCCUAUAUCUUCUGGUUUUGCAUUUUUCUAAUUGUGUGCAGUAUAUUUAAUCACAAAGACCAAUAGUCUAUUUUUAACAGUUCUUAUAGUGAGAUCCAUUAGUGUAAUAGUUCUCAAUUUUUUAUUUUUUAUUUUGCCCCUGCUCCUCCUCGAACAUUGAGGGAGAAGUAGAAUCUGCACCCAGUUUUCCCAAAGCGCACACUGGGGAACAAUGGGAUUGUGAACAAUUAAGUAAUAUAAUAUGGGAUGUAUUUAUUCACAACUAAGUUUUACUCUGAGUAGACCCACUGAAAUUAAUGGACUUAACUUAGUCACAUUCAUUAAUUGCUCUGAGUAAAACUUAAUUAAAUUCCAACCUACACUAGCAACUACUUUCUUGAGCCAGGAUAGAAUUUGCACAUUUCAUAAUGCCUUGACCAAAAGUAAAUCUAUGCCUACAAACAGUCCAUAUCCCACUGAAGUUGUCACUGAAACUCUUCAUUGCUUUUAAUGGCAGAGGCCUGUAUCUAUAAUCUUUGUUGUAGGGAAGAAAGCAUUCUGUGUGUCUCAUGGAAGCAUUUAUAUCCAUGGAACUGAAAUCCAUGGAGCUGGAAAUACAGAAGAACAGCCCUAAAUGAAUAAAGUGCAAACACUAGGCCAAGGAUCUCACAAAUUCUGAAAGAGGCUCUCUGAAAUCCCAUUGAAAUCUAUGAACGCUGGCAGUAGUGUAAAGUUUUUGGGUAUUUUAGUGUGAUGUUACCCUUGCUGGAAGUGGAAUGCACAGUUUGAUGACAUCACAAGCGAGGCAAUUUUUUUAAAAAUUAUUUAUUUAUUUAUUUAUUUAUUUAAUAUAUUGUCUUUCUCCCAAGUUGGGAUUCAGGGCAGCUUACAGCAUUAUAAAAUACAGAGUCGUAAAAGGAAACUAGUUAAAACCAAUAAUUGAAUGUUUGAAAUGCAGCCUGGAUGUUGGGGGAGGGAGGAGAACUUAUAACAAGGAUGCCAUUUUUGUAGCUCCUCUGUAAAUAUAAGGAUUUAGUUACUUGGUGCUCUGGGACCUCAAUUGCGCACAAAGGCCUCACUGCAUCUUGGACAGGUCUUGCUGCUAUGUGUUGGUCUAGUGAAAUGUCCCCUCUUCUUGCAGUAGGUGGCUGGCUGAUUCCUGGAACAGGGACUCUGUGUCCUCCUGCCAAUCCUCAUCCACAGUUUGGAGCACCUCUGUCCCUCUCCCCUGCUCACAGUUGCGAAAGGUACUCAUCCCUGAGGAAUCACCGCCCUGCCCCUUAUCCGAAUCCAUACACUCAUAGAACCAAUUCUCCAAGUAAGUUUUAUUUAUUAUUACUGGCCUCUGGUGGUUUGCUAUUGUGGGAAAUCAACUGGCUGAUCAAAUUUCAACAUGAACAUACAGAAUGGACAAAACUGUGUUCAUAGUGCACUUGAUGACUGUUGUCAAGAAGUAGCAGGCAGUGAUUUGAUUUAUUCUUCACUCUGCCUUAUUGCUUAUUAAUGCUUUGUGUGUGUGUGAGCCAAGUGAUUUUUGUUUUACUUCUCAUUGACAGCCUAUUAUUAAUAUCAUUUAUUGUUCAUUCUCUGUGGGAGUCUAGUAUAUGCCUAUUUCACAGACGUACACCAAUGCUGGCACUCAGUUAGAGACUGUCUGUGCCCACUGUCAAGUCCUUUCUUUGGCAUCUACCUGCUGAACCAGGUAUUUGAAUCAAAACACUGGUCUGUGCAAAAUUCCAUCUAUAGUCCACAAACAAAACCAAACAGGGGCGUAGCGUGGGUUGUCAGGACCCGGGGCAAGGCAAGUAAUUUGCACCCCCUAACCCAUGGAUUUGCGCCCCCUAACCCUAACCCCCAGAUGUUGCGCCCGGUGCGGCCGGCCCCCCCUGCACCCCCCACGCUAUGCCACUGAAACCAAAGGAGGAAAACAAAUCACUUUGACUCUCCCACCCACUGCCAGAUAAAUAUUUCUAGAGCAUAUAUUUGCACUGAAAAUAGGGGCUGCACUUCUCAUACAGAUGCUUUCCUUUACAGCAGCAUAUGGUGAUAGUUCUUCAGCCUGCCUUUCUAUGCUCCAAUCCCAUGACAACUGGUCCAGUUUAGGUGUCCCACCCCCAACAAGCAUGCUGCCUAUGAGUCACAGUACCGGUCCACCAACCAGCUCCAGGUAGGCUGUAUUCCCUGAGCAAGGAUGCCAUCAAAUUUCUAUAAUAUGGAAUGUGACUUUUUCAUUAGGAAAACUGCUGAGAAAGUAACACUGAUAGUGGGAGUGGGAAAUCUCUGGCCUGAAAGCCUAAUAAGGCCCAGCACACAUCCCAGUUAGGCCCAUUAGGGCAUUUUCUCCAAACCACGCCAACCUGCCCCAUACUUGAUGUAAGUUGCGCCCACAAAAGAUUUGGUUUAUUGUUUUGAGUCAGUUGACAUCAUUGUGAUGUCAGGUGAUUAACAGGUGGGUGUCUCACCCACCUGUCAAAAUGGCCUGUGUGUGUUGGGGUAUUUGGAAUCCAGCCCACUGGCCCGAACAUGUUCCCCGCCCCUGACUUGCAAGGAGGCUAAAGGGGUUACAAUUAGUUUUUUUAAAGGAGUGGGGGAUGCAACUACUUCUCCUUCCUAUGGACUUGCCUUAAGGGCCUCUGAUGAGGUGGGGCUUUAUUUCCCUUUGAAGGAUUUCCCAAUUCGGCUGAAGACCCUAAAAUUCUGCUGUGAGCCUAAUCCGCAUACUAAUUGCCAAAAAUGGGGAAAGUAUCAUUCUAAAAGCUGUCAGAUAUUUUAUGUUCUAUGGCUGCCAGCAGGAUUCCAGAGGGACUGUGUGCAAGCAAACAAAUUAUAUAACAUUUCUCCAUUUUGCAGAAUGGCCAAAUGUGUUGGUAGCAUAAUAUAGAAAUUAUACACCAUCAAGUUGGAGGAAGGGAUUCAUAAUUAUCUGAUGCUGGAACCCAGUGUGACAUCUUCUAUCCCCACUUUUGCACCUGGGGCUUGGAGGCUGGAAGAAUAAACUGUCCAAGGCUAUGCAAUGCCCACGUGACUGGAGAGAGUCCAAGGUCAACAUUCUGUUCAUGAGGCAGUACUGGGGCCCCAAGUCAAGCUUGCAUUCUGAAAUCUCUUUCUUUCUUUCUUUCUCUUGCAGCCAGUAUCCCAACCUGUGGUCUGUCAGCAACAGCACCGUCUCGCCUGUGUCACAGUCAGGUGGGAUGCCCAGUGGGAUAGGAUCCCAGUUUUUACGAAGCUCCACGGCCCACUAUCCCACCCUCCCUCAUUCUGUCACCACCCCUUCCUCAGGAUCUCCAUUGUACGACAGUGGGACCCCUACAGACGUUGCCGACAGUCAAUACGAUGCAUCAGUGCAUGCUAGACUUUCUUCUACAUGGACUCCCGUAACAACCCCUUCUAUGUAGGCCUUUCCUUUGGACAAAGGACUUUCUAGCUGCUCUAAACCAGGAAUACAGAAGUAACGUUUCAGGAGGGCAGAAGGAAAAGGCACAAAGUAUGCUUGCAGUAAUUACUUUAUGCUCAUCUCAGUAUUAGAGUGUGAUGAUAGUGGCACAGACACCUUACGAAAGCGGGUAUGAAACUUGUUUGGCAGCACAGGCCAUGUUGGGAGUGUUUGCCACCCCUUUUUUUCCUCUUUGCAGUCAUGAGGGCGAGAAAUGUUGCCAACCCUGAGAUACAAGGGCUCUCCCUUUUCAAAAUAGGCCUUUUCAGUUUUCAAAUUUCACCAGAAGCAAAAUGCACCAAAAUGGGAAUGAGCUGGUCAUGGAUUAUAUAUAUAUAUUUACUUCCUCUGGGCUGUUUCUAUCUAUCUAUCUAUCUAUCUAUCUAUCUAUCUAUCUAUCUAUCUAUCAUCUUUCUAUCUCCUUUUUUUACUCUACUGAGGGAUAAAUUAUGCCAUGUAUCAUGUAUGUAUCUCAUUCAAUCACUAGUCGCAGAAGAAUGAGUGAACAACUUAUAUUGAGAAGUAAAGUGCAUGUUUUCUAGACUCAAGUGCUUGAUCUGUGCUGGCUGUUUCACACGUGCAAGCCAUCACUUGCAUAUUCAUUGCUUGGUGACAGCAACUUUGUGUGAACUUCCACUAAGUGAUGACUUCUCAUUUGCUGCUUUUUUAUUGUGCUUUAUCAUUAGACACAUUUUUCAGCCCAGUUUGUGCCAGGCCCAUAAUGAAUGGGUUAGGUGACUAGUUCAGCUUGAGUGUAAAUUGUACUUUCAUACUAAACAACUUGAGGUUUGUUUAGUAUCACCUGUUGGACACUGCAGGUGAUAUUUUAAUCUGGACAGGAAAAGAAUGGUUUGCCACAUGUGGAGUGAUGUGAACUGGCCCCAACUGAUGAGAUUUCUUGUUCGAAAUACCUAGAUGGAAUCAGCAUUAAAGGACGAUAGAUAGCUAGAAUAAAAAGUGCACUACUAUAAUGGACAUGCCUUGACCAUAUUAUUUCCCUAAUUUGCAGAUUUAUGCACAACUAUAUGUUUAUUUCUUUGUUACUUUUGAAAUGACAAUCAAAAAGAGCUCUUUCCUGCAUAACAAAUGCAGUUUUUGAAGUUUUACAGACCAGUUCUUGUUUUUUAAAGUGCCUCUUUGUAUAGUGUGCUUUGUUCUUGUGCAGUGUAAUCUUACGUGUUUGCUCAGAAGUAAGACCGUAGUGGGACUUACUGUGAGGCAAGUGUGCCCAGGCUUAAUUGCAGUCUUAAAGCUGAUUCACUGCAAUAGUUCCUGUACAAAUACUUGUUUUGCCACAUUUACACAUUGCAUAUACUCAGUGAGAAGCCAUUGCAAUCAAAAUAGCAAGAAGCAAUCAUCUUACCAAUAUGUGUACAAAUGGUGAAACUGCUGUGCAUUCAUUUGCCACACACAAUCAUGCAGGCUAUCUGUAUGUGGUUUUCCUAUAUGAAGUGAUACCUGUUUAGGAAAUUGGGCUGUGUCUGUGUAUAGCUUACCUUUAAAGAGAGGAUUGCAAAUGAUUUUCAUCCUAUUUAAAGGGCUGUUGUCUAAGGGCUGUUUGAAGACCUUUAAUUUUAAUAUACUUGAAACCAGGCUCAAAGUAGAAAGUGCACAUUUGAUAACCUUUUUUUCUAAUUUAUUUUAUUUCAGUAUUGUCCGCCGAUGAGCAAUAUUUAUUUGUUAGUAUAAGCUUUUGUAUAUGUGUAUAUGCUUUUUCUGUGUACUUACAGAGAUGAGAGUUUGUAGUCCUGAUAUUGUUGGACUCCCAUAAGCCCCAGCCAUUAUUGCCAGUGACCAAGAGUUAAAGUCCAGCAACUUCUGGAGGGCCACAGACUCCUCAUCCUUAGUUUACUGUAUCUUAAGACAAUCACCUGGGGGACACUUCUCCCAACAACACUUUUUUAAUGUGUCAGAAUAGUGCUGCUUUUUCAGGUUAGCAAAGCCAAGCCAUAUUGUUGUCUUGGGUCUUAUAAUUCCAUUCAUAUUAACAGAAUUUUGCAUCCUCAGAGGACUGGAGACAAAUUCCACCAUAGGCCAAGGUGGUGGAGGGCUUUAAUUUCAUUGCUUACAAACUGCUAGCAACAAGAAAGCCAACACCGUUGUGGCCAUUAAUUGAUGUUAUGCCAUAUGUCAAUAUACUGUAAAUAAGCUCUCAUGUUUUAUUGUGAAAGCUAAUUCUUGUAAAUUAAGUCUAUGCAAUUAUUAUUUAGUGCCUUCUGUUAGGUGGUUAGCAAAACUGUAUGUAAUUGUG